AUGAAGUUCGGCGAGCAGCUGCGCUCUUCUGCCAUCAAAGAGUAUCAAUGGUACUAUAUAGACUAUGAAGGGCUGAAGGUCGACCUUAAAAAGGCUUCUGGCCCCAUCGCGAAGGCCAGCUCGAAACGAGAAUGGACAGAGGAUGACGAGAGCCGUUUCGUGUACCGCCUUGAAUCGGAACUCGAAAAGGUCUACCAAAAACAGCAGCUCAAGACCAUCGAGAUCACACGCCGUCUCCAAACCAGCGAGCGCGAUGUCAACGAUAUUGUCGCCAGACUGAACGAGCGGCAGCCUGACAGGGAUGGCCCGUCCGAGGAGGAGUUCCUAGUCCUGGAGGAGGACCUCAGCGACAUUAUCGCCGACGUCAACGACCUGGCCAAGUUUGUCCAGCUGAAUUACACCGGCUUCUACAAGAUUAUGAAGAAGCACGACAAGAUGACUGGGUGGCACAUCCGGCCUGUCUUCGAGGCGCGCAUGAAGGCGAAGCCGUUCUUCAAGGACAACCACGAGGAGUUGCUGGUGAAGCUGUCCGACCUCUACAACAUCGUUCGCACCAGGGGCAAUCCAGUGAAAGGUGACAGUGCCUCCGGCGGUAGCCAGGGUAACUUCAUCCGUAAUACGACAAAGUACUGGGUGCAUCCGGACAAUGUCACCGAGUUGAAGCUCAUCAUCCUGAAGCACCUGCCAGUCUUGGUCUUCAAUGCGGCGAAGGAGUUCGAGACGGAUGACACGGCUAUUACCUCCAUCUACUACGACAACCCCGACGUUUGGGACUUGUAUGAGGGCCGGCUCAAGAAGACCGAAGGAGCGGAAGCGAUCCGCCUGCGGUGGUAUGGCAGCAUGGAGACCGACAAGAUUUUUGUGGAGAGAAAAACGCAUCGAGAGGACUGGACAGGGGAGAAGUCCGUCAAGGAACGAUUCGACAUCAGGGAGAAGCAUGUGAACUCCUACAUGAAGGGUGAGAUGCUCCCCGCUGCCAUCAUCGACAAGCAAAGAAAGACUGGCAAGAAGCCAAAGGCAGACUACGACAAGGCCGAGAAAUUGGCCCAGGAGAUCCAGUGGGAGGUUCUCAAGAAGGGGUACGAGCCGGUAUGCCGAAGCUUUUACCACCGCACUGCCUUUCAGUUCCCAGGCGAUCUCAGAGUCCGCAUCUCGCUGGACACAGACUUGACCUUGAUCCGGGAAGACAAUCUCGACGGCCGCAAGAGAAGCGGUGAUAACUGGCGCCGUAUGGACAUCGGCGUGGAUUAUCCCUUCUCCCAGCUGCCACCAGAAGACAUCUGCCGAUUUCCGUAUGCCGUAUUGGAGGUGAAGAUUCAGACUCAAGCAGGCCAACAGACUCCUGAAUGGGUGCGACAGCUAGUCUCGAGCCACCUCGUCGAGGCUGUUCCCAAGUUCUCCAAGUUCAUCCACGGAUGCGCCGUUCUGUUCCCCGACCGCAUCAAUCUGCUACCCUUUUGGAUGCCCCAGAUGGACGUUGACAUCCGCAAGCCCGUUACCCAUAGUUUUGGCAUCCAGCGGAGCUCUCAUUCUGGUACCACUGGCACAUCGGAGGAUGAGGACGAUGACGAGGACGACUCGGAUGAGGAGGACACCAGAACCACACGUCGACACGAGAUCAACGGCCUUCUCGCUCCAUCGAAUGGUUCACAGGCAGAGACGAGCGCCCACGGAGCAGCAGUUGCUCAUAGGUUGCGCCAAGCGCAGAACGAUGGGGCAGUCGAUCUUGAGGACCAGACACGGAUGUUACCCCCCGCUCAUCAAGACGAUGCAUACGUGCUGUACGAGUCCGAUGAGGAGGAAGAAGAAGAGGACAGACUGGAGGAGGCCAGGAGAGUCGGCGGGCUGACGUACUUUACGACACUCGUAUCGACCAAGGCGAAGACUGCCGGUCGUGGCAUCGCUUCCAAGCUAGGGCACGCAGUGGCGACGAUGAGAUCAGGUAGUGAGAUUCCCGCACAUGAGCGAACACUGGCUUUGUACGGCACGACGCAGGUGCAGAAUAAGAGGUUCGAGGCGCCAAAGGGAAAGAAGAUCUACGUUCCUGUCCGCGUGGAGCCGAAGGUGUACUUUGCUGCUGAAAGAACGUUUUUGAGUUGGCUCGAAUUUUCCAUCUAUAUCGGCACCAUCGCGACCACCCUUCUCAACUUCGGCAGCAAGCCCAGCAGGAUCUCCUUCAUCGUGUCUGGUGUCUUCACUCUUGUCGCUAUACUCUGCCUAUGCUACUCGAUGGGCACUUACAUCUACAGGAGCCGCUCUAUCCGAGCUCGAAAGGCAGCCAAGUUCUACGACUACUGGGGUCCAACAUUUUUGUGUAGUGCCUUGGUUGUUGCCGUUGCGCUGAACUUUGGGUUUGAAGGGCACGAAAGGGAGUGGUGGUAAGCGGUGACGGCUCGAGGGAGAGGGGCCCGAGACAGAAAGACGCGAUGACCCUGUUUUAAUCGGCAAGCGACUGUAUACAUAUGCAUCCUUGAGGAUCUGCGUUGGCAUAAUGAGCUGGUCUUCAUCAUAAAUGGACCCUGGCCCUAGCGGACAUUGUAAGAAUUGCUACUACAUACCACUUUUGCAUUCCUUUGUCAUCAAUUUAAAGCUUGCGUGGAUCG
This is a messenger RNA of Cryphonectria parasitica EP155, 2603 nucleotides long. Its product is annotated as SPX-domain-containing protein. Gene Ontology annotation, biological process: vacuole fusion, non-autophagic; microautophagy; vacuolar transport. Bases 1 to 2382 code for a protein of 793 amino acids. NCBI's taxonomy places the organism in Eukaryota, Fungi, Ascomycota, Sordariomycetes, Diaporthales, Cryphonectriaceae. The transcript has 3 exons. The record is from RefSeq and is a predicted model, not a curated record. Gene Ontology annotation, cellular component: fungal-type vacuole membrane; vacuolar transporter chaperone complex.